Molecule: messenger RNA, 1167 nt
Organism: Spinacia oleracea (spinach)
Lineage: Eukaryota; Viridiplantae; Streptophyta; Magnoliopsida; Caryophyllales; Amaranthaceae
Exons: 3
Coding region: 1-1167 (388 amino acids)
Molecular function (GO): catalytic activity
Source: RefSeq, a predicted model, not a curated record
AUGAGCUUCUUCUGUACCUUCAUUUAUUCUUCUAAUGACCUGAAUGAUAGAUACAAAUUGUGGGAUGAUUUAAUUAGAAUUGGGGAUAGGAUCUCUUUGCCUUGGAUUGUGUGUGGGGAUUUCAAUAAUCCUUUGAAUUUUGGAGAUAGAUUGGGAGCUCCCAUUUCUGCUGCUAAAAUUGAGGGUUUUAAGAAUUGUGUUGCCCUGUGCGGGCUCUCUGAUAUUAAAUCUGAUGGUUGUUUUUUCACUUGGAAUAAUAAGCAAAGUGGUAGUGCUAGGUUCUUUAGUAAAAUUGAUAGAGUUUUGGGAAAUGAUGAAUGGAUGUCUACUUUUCCAGAUUCUCUUGCUCAAUUUCUUCCCGAGGGUCUCUUUGAUCAUUGUCCUGCUAUUGUUUGUGCUCAGAAACUUCUCCCCUCGGGUAAGAGACCUUUUCAGUACUUCAACAUGUGGGGUCUUGACCCUUCUUUCUUAGACAGAGUUAAGGAGAGUUGGGAUGUUCCCUUAUAUGGUGUCCACAUGUAUCAGUUGUUCUCUAGACUCAAAAGGGAUUGCCAAGAGAAACUCCAUGCUUCUCCUGGGGAUCCUUCUAUGUCUUCUCUUGAGUCUGUUGCUGUUGAGAGCUAUAGAGUUGCCGAUACUGCUUUCCUUAGUUUCUUGAGGCAAAAAAGUAAACUUUAUUGGUUAAAAGAUGGUGAUGCGAACACUAGCUUUUUCCAUCGAAGCAUUAAGUUGAGAAGGCAGUUUAAUAGCAUCCAUUCUAUCCAAGAUGGAAGUGGAAUUUGUAUUCAUUCCCCUGAUGGUGUUACCAAUGCUUUUGUCAUGUAUUACAAAUCUUUGUUGGGGGCCACCCUUGAUCAUAGAGAACCUGUGAGGGUUUCUGUGGUUCAAUUAGGCUCUAUUGUUCCUGAUUCUUUGCAUGCUGUUCUCUGUGCUCCUUUCUCUGAUGUGGAUAUUCAGAAAGAUAUGUUCUCCAUUGAUGGGAAAAAAGCUCCGGGUCCUGAUGGCUUUACAAGUCAAUUUUUCAAGGAUUCUUGGUCUGUUGUUGGUCUAGAUGUUUGUAAUGCUGUGAAGGAUUUAUUUCUCAGUGGGAAACUUUUGAGAGAGAUCGAUGCCACCAGCAUUACGUUGGUUCCUAAAAGUUCUCACCCUACCUCUGAUGGAUUUUAG